Molecule: messenger RNA, 1494 nt
Organism: Alosa sapidissima (American shad)
Lineage: Eukaryota; Metazoa; Chordata; Actinopteri; Clupeiformes; Clupeidae
Gene: psmc5
Product: proteasome 26S subunit, ATPase 5
Exons: 12
Coding region: 154-1350 (398 amino acids)
Biological process (GO): proteasome-mediated ubiquitin-dependent protein catabolic process
Cellular component (GO): proteasome regulatory particle, base subcomplex
Molecular function (GO): proteasome-activating activity; ATP binding; ATP hydrolysis activity
Source: RefSeq, a predicted model, not a curated record
GUUCAGUUAAUUAAUGUUCACCUUGUCACCAUUGACGGAAGAUUUUGUGAUAAUCAUUGUCGUUAACGUUAGCCAACCUGUGACAUAGCUAACGUUAACUUUGAUUGUCUGUCAAACGUUUAACUUACUGUCUGCGGUUCCGUUCCGUUUUGUAUGGAUGUAGAAGAUAUUAAAGGAGGCUCCGGUCUCCGUCAAUACUACCUGUCCAAAAUAGAGGAGCUACAGCUGACCGUGAAUGAGAAAAGUCAGAAUCUUAGACGUCUCCAAGCACAGAGGAAUGAGCUCAACGCUAAAGUGCGGCUCCUGAGAGAGGAGCUGCAGCUGCUGCAAGAGCAGGGCUCCUAUGUGGGGGAGGUGGUCAGGGCCAUGGAUAAGAAGAAGGUGCUGGUCAAGGUUCACCCAGAGGGAAAGUUUGUGGUGGAUGUGGACAAGAACAUAGAUAUCAAUGAUGUGACUCCCAACUGCCGCGUGGCCCUGAGGAACGACAGCUAUACCCUCCACAAGAUCCUGCCCAAUAAGGUGGACCCGCUGGUGUCCCUGAUGAUGGUGGAGAAGGUUCCGGACUCCACCUAUGAGAUGAUUGGCGGCCUGGACAAGCAGAUCAAGGAGAUUAAGGAGGUCAUUGAACUGCCAGUGAAGCACCCCGAGCUCUUUGAGGCACUGGGCAUUGCACAACCAAAGGGUGUGCUGCUGUAUGGCCCCCCUGGUACGGGCAAGACACUGCUGGCCAGAGCUGUGGCUCACCACACGGACUGCACCUUCAUCAGGGUGUCCGGCUCCGAGCUUGUGCAGAAGUUCAUCGGAGAGGGGGCGCGUAUGGUGCGUGAGCUUUUCGUGAUGGCCAGAGAGCAUGCUCCAUCCAUCAUCUUCAUGGACGAGAUCGACUCGAUCGGCUCGUCGCGUCUGGAGGGUGGAUCCGGAGGCGACAGUGAGGUGCAGAGGACCAUGUUGGAGCUCCUCAACCAGCUGGACGGCUUUGAGGCCACCAAGAACAUCAAGGUGAUCAUGGCAACCAACCGUAUAGACAUCCUGGACUCCGCACUGCUCCGGCCUGGACGUAUCGACAGGAAGAUCGAGUUCCCCCCUCCCAACGAAGAGGCUCGUUUGGACAUCCUGAAGAUCCACUCGCGGAAGAUGAACCUGACCCGCGGCAUCAACCUGCGCAAGAUCGCUGAGCUCAUGCCCGGUGCCUCAGGGGCAGAGGUCAAGGGUGUGUGCACAGAGGCUGGCAUGUACGCGCUGAGGGAGAGAAGGGUCCACGUCACCCAGGAGGACUUCGAGAUGGCCGUGGCCAAGGUCAUGCAGAAGGACAGUGAGAAGAACAUGUCUAUUAAGAAGCUCUGGAAGUAAAUGCCAGUACAUACUCCAGGGCCAUACUCCACCCAGCUUGCAGUGUCCCAUCACAUGUAUAUUUUUAUUUUCUUUUUGUCGUCUUAGGUUUGGUUUAUAAUUGUUACCUAAAUUCUAAAUAAAAUUAAACACUUGUUGAGUAAA